AUAAAGUCAGCCUCACUCGCACACUCUCACGGCAUCUUCUUGAUGUAGAGAGCUAGUCAGGGCGUCCAACCCCAUAUCUUGAGUCCGUUCUUUUACCCUUCUUUUUCCUUCAACUUCUUCUCCCAAACAGUUCGAUCCUUCCGACUCAACUUCAACUUCUCAGCUCAGCGAGCUCCCCGUUACGCGCCCGAUUUACAAGAUGCAUCACUACGUACUUCUCGGCCUUCUCCCGGCCGUCCUGGGCUGCCUGGACCCCAAGAGCAACGCCUGUGCCAGCUUCAUGAGCGCCAACAAGGCCACCGCCUCGGCAUUCUGCGCCACUUUCACCCAGAGCACCGUGAAGGCUACUACUGCACUGCCCGCCUGGGCCAGCAACUGCAGCAACAAGCCGAGCCUGAUCUCCAAGGAGUGCUCGUGCUACUUCACCGGCGGCGCGGCGCCCACACCGGCACCCACUACGACUCCCAAGCUCACGACGACUGCCAAGGUCACCACGGCCAAGCCAACCACUCUGGUCACCAGCAAAGUAGUGACGACGCAGGCCCAACAACCCUCCGGAGUCACCACCACACUGCCCAAGAGCUCGGGUGCUGUUGCUACUUCUAAGGCCAUCACCGUCCCCGCUGGCGGCUCGUUUGACGGCGGCAUGAAGAGCUAUGACCGUUCUCCCGCGGUGUGCAAGGGACAGAGCGAGACAGGCGAGGCUGACGCCAUGUUCAUCCUGGAGAACGGUGCCACGCUGUCCAACGUUAUCAUUGGUCCCAACCAAGCUGAAGGUGUUCACUGCAAGGGCACAUGCACCCUGAUCAACGUCUGGUGGCAGGAUGUCUGCGAGGAUGCGCUCACCCUCAAGCAAUCCAGCGGCACGUCCUACGUGAUUGGCGGCGGUGCGUUCCACGCCGACGACAAGGUGGUGCAGUUCAACGGAUUCGGAACCGUCUCGAUCAAGAACUUUUACGCCAGCGACUACGGCAAACUCGUGCGCAGCUGCGGCAACUGCUCCAACAACGGCAAGGCCCGCAAUGUUAUCAUUGACGGCUCGGUUGCCGUCGAUGGCGGCGUCCUCUGCGGCAUCAACACCAACUACGGCGACACGUGCGUCGUCUCCAACAGCUGCCAGGACAGCGGAAAGAUCUGCGACCGCUUCACGGGCAACAAUGAUGGCGAUGAGCCCCCCAAGAUUGGCUCCGGCCCUGAUGGCACUUACUGCAAGGCUACCAACUUUGUGUCGACUUGCUGAGGGCUACUAGGUUAGCGUAAUACUGUCCUUUGGACGCGGCAGCACAUGUGGUGG
Messenger RNA from Canariomyces notabilis, 1294 nucleotides. RefSeq names its product polysaccharide lyase family 3 protein. Gene Ontology annotation, cellular component: extracellular region. The transcript is spliced from 5 exons. Lineage: Eukaryota; Fungi; Ascomycota; Sordariomycetes; Sordariales; Chaetomiaceae. Gene Ontology annotation, biological process: pectin catabolic process. Gene Ontology annotation, molecular function: pectate lyase activity. The coding region runs from base 200 to 1240 and encodes 346 amino acids. The record is from RefSeq and is a predicted model, not a curated record.